Molecule: messenger RNA, 1668 nt
Organism: Caenorhabditis bovis
Lineage: Eukaryota; Metazoa; Nematoda; Chromadorea; Rhabditida; Rhabditidae
Source: the annotation of a GenBank genome assembly
AUGAGCGCCGAUGAGAAUCAGGCGGUCGAGGAGCAGAAGAAAGAUGACGAUGCGACAGUAGCGGACACAGUACCAGCAGAAGACGAGAAUGCGAAGGCGAUGAUAGUCGAGCAGGCGGCGCAGCCUCAGGAGCAACAGCAAAAGAGCACCGACAGCAUCGAUUAUGUAGUGGUUCUUGAUGCGAGCACAAACGAGCCCAUCGAGGUGCCAACAUCAGAAGGCUGCGUUCUGAUGUCAACACUGCAAGCGACAUUUCCCGGCGCCACCGGCCUCAAGUAUCGCAAUCCGAAGACUGGAGCGAAUCGAGUUGUUCAGGUCGAUCCGAAUGGAUUGCGAUUGAUGGCGCCCGCCGACGGAUGGGAGGAUAAGACGUUCUCGGCGAUUUUUCCGCCGGCAGCAACACCAACGGCGUCGACGCGUACAGCGCGCGGAGCGGACGCCGCGGGCGGCGCGAAACGCCGAAAAGUGAACUCGAGCGAUCAGGAGACGGACUCGGACGAUGAGACCGACGGGCGGUCGCGAAGCAAACGCGCCGUUCAGCAGCAAGAGGCGAAGGCGGCGUCGACGGCAACGGCGCCGCCCGAACCCGAGCAAUCCGUCGAUUUGAUCGUGUUGGGUGUGGACUUCAAGACGAGCGACGAGACGUUUCGCAAUUAUUUCGAAGAGUUCGGCAAAGUUGUGUACUGUGAGAUAAAACGCAAACCCGACGGUGUCUCGAAGGGAUUCGGAUUCGUUCGAAUGGAAACCGUCGAUGAGCAGAACAAGGUGCUAGCUGUCGCACUUCAUGAGAUUGACGGAAGGCGGUGCGAUGUGAAAAUUCCCGAAGCAAGAGUAAAUUUUUUUGACAAAGGCAAUAAGACGAUGAUAAGCCGAAUUUUUGUUGGACGUCUCACCGAUCGAAUAAGUGAGGAAAUGCUGAGAGAUGCGAUUGACGAGGAGGCCAAAAAGGUGUCGGAUAGUGUUAAGAUUACUGAUGUUUUUAUUCCGAAGCCGUUUCGAGGAUUUGCAUUUGUCACUUUGUCUUCUGGAGAAGUUGCCUUUGAAGUUGUUAAAAAAGGAUCUCUUAUGAUUAAUGGAACUUCGCUUGCGUUGAGUUUGGCAUUGCCGAGAGAAGAGCCGAAACCGGAUUAUGGACCGCCUUCUUCGGAUUAUGGGUUGCCUGCUGGAUAUGGCUAUCGGAGGCAUGCGGAUCGAGGAUACUCGAAGCCGUCGUCGCAAUAUUCCAACUUUUCUCGCAACGAUUAUUCGCCGUAUUCACGCGGAGGCGGCGGCGGAUCGGGACCGCCAGCACAGAAUUCGGACCGCGAUCGCCGCUAUUGGGAUUCGUCGCCGAACCACCGAUGGGGCGAACCCGACACCCGACUACCGCCGCCUCCUCGACCGCCGCCACAGCCACUGAUGUCGAUUCGAAGUGGUCCGAUUGAUCCGCGCCGAGCACCACCAUAUCACCAACAGCAUCAUCACCAUCACCAUCAUCGGAUUGAUGAUUACGGACCAACGGGAUCGGCGCAGACGGCGAACAUCGCGUUCGGAUUGGAUGCGUUGGAUUUGAAUCAGACGAAUCCCGAAAUUGUCAACGCCGCAUUGUCAGCGUUCUUCACGACGCUCGCCCAACCGCGAAACAACAACAUUCCACCGCCAACGGGACCACCAAGAAAAUGGAAUUAG